AUGGACAUCACAGUAAAAGAUCCAGGUAGAGGAACCAGGUGGGUUUGUCCAAACGAUCGACAUUUGGCAUUAAGAGCGAAGUUGCAUACUGGAUGGUCUGUGAAGACUGGUUCUCUAGAUUCAAAAUGGGGUAAUUACUGUAGUUCCUAUUCUACUGGUUCAAAUCGUUGUGCACAAUCAUUUGUUCUUAACGAAGAAGAGCAACAAGCAAUCAUACAGGUCAUUCAAAGGGCUGAAGCAUUAGACUUGUCAGAACAAGAACGGAUUGGCAGAUUAGUAGAGAGAUUAGAAAACAUGAAACGUAAUGUUUGCAUAGUCACUGGAACAAGAAUGAAUGAGAGAAGAAGCUGUGGCAGUCGCUGCUCUACCAGCACACACUGUGUAUGUUCUUGUGCUCUAUGCGGUGAAAAAUUUGGUGCUGUACUAGGUGCAACACCAAAUCUCUGCAAGGACUGUCGCAAGUACAUAUGUCAGAAAUGUGGCAUAGAAACUACUGAACUUAAUUCAGCAUUUCCGAAUUCUUCCACAAAAGGUGUAUUAGAGAAAACAACUAUGCAACGAAUCGUUAGACGUUCAAAUAACAAUCAGAGACAAUUUCUUUGCCGAAUAUGCGCAGAGACGAGAGAAAUAUGGAAAAAAAGCGGUGCUUGGUUUCGUAAUGGAAUGCCAAAAUAUAUUUUGCCUGAAAAAAAGGAACGGGGAUGGUCGCGAAUUGGUCGCAAACAAUCAUCUUGGAUAGUUGGAGGAAAUAAAUCUCUGGAGCCUAUUGAACCACAGGAUUCUUCUUCUGACGAUGAAGUGACGCGACUUUCACCAUUUUCCAAUUCUGCACAAUCAACCAGCAGCGUCUCAAAAACAUCGCCAGGACAACGGUCCAAUGAUCUAUCACCAUCAAACAAUCGUGAAGAAUGUUCAGAUCAAUUAGAUAAGUCUACUCUUUCCAUCGCAUCCCAAUGUAGUCGAGUUUCACCAACUGCUUCAAUAACAAGCUCACGGUUGCGAUCAAACGGUAAAACCAUUAACGAUCCUCAAAUUGAACAACACGUGUCGUUCGAGGAUGAAAUUGUCGAUGAAAAAAAUAAAAAAUUUGACAAUCCUAAUGGACUGAACGAUGAUACUCGUAGAAUGGAGUUUAAUUUAUACGAUCGUUUAAAAAGCUCUCAGGUACAGUCUCCCAGACUGAAUGCGUUAAUGAGUCCAACGACACAAGGAACGACAAUCAUUCCAAUGGAACAAAUUCUAGAACACAUGGAUCAGGACGGAAGUCAAUCUUGCUUAAAAAGGGAGAACCCUCGCAGCAACAAUCAAAUCGACUUAUCACGUCUACAAACGCCGGAACACGAAACGGAGCAAAGCUAUGGAACUCUAGAAGUCUCCUUGCGAUACGACCCAGCAGUUCAGUGCCUACAAUGCAAAGUGGACCGAGCACGAGGUUUACGACCAAUGGAUAUUCAUGGUCUCGCCGAUUCGUUCUGCAAACUCAACAUAUUGCCAAUAGACGCAGUUACGACGACGAAACGUCUUCGAACAAAGACUGUUCACAAAACUCGGGAUCCAGUAUACAACGAGACGCUAAACAUUUAUGGAACGAUGGAAACCGACAUAUGGAAUGGCAAAGCACUACACAUUCUGAUUCUCCAAGACGAUCCAUCAGGUCAAGAUUUUCUAGGAGAAGCGAAGUUUCCCCUACAAAUUCCAUUACAAGAUCAUUAUCCAGUGGACAAUGAAGAAGCAGCUUGGGGUGUAUUUUCCAGUGGACGGGGAGAGAUUCAAGUGGGUCUAAGUUAUUGUACAAAACGCAGAGCACUGAUGGUUAUGGUUCAUCGAGCUACAAACCUACUUCCAAUGGAUAGUAAUGGAUUUUCCGACCCAUUUGUCAAGUUGUGCCUUAUAGAAAGUGUGAUAAACAAUCAUAAACAACGUGUCUUCGACUAUUCAACUGCACGUAUCAGAUGCAGAAAGUUAACCUCUAGAAAACUCACAGGCCGCAAUUCACACAAUACAACAAUCAAGUGGAAAACUCUGAACCCAGAAUGGAAUGAAGAAUUCAUUUUCAGUACACGAUUGACAGAUCUUAUGAGACUUACAUUAUAUCUUACAGUGUGGGACAAGGAUUUUGGAAAAAGUAAUGACUACCUUGGUGGACUUGAAUUAAGUUGUAACAGCAAAGGAGCAAGAUUAAGACAUUGGAUAGAUGUAAUUAAAUUUCCGGAUCAUAAGCAUAGAACUUGGCACAACUUAACAGAUAUUAUCUUGCCCACAGAAUAAUGAUACAGUUUUUUAAACAUAUUACUUAAAACAUUUCAAUAAAAUCUGUA
This is a messenger RNA of Dufourea novaeangliae, 2318 nucleotides long. Its product is annotated as rabphilin-3A. The transcript is spliced from 9 exons. Gene Ontology annotation, biological process: intracellular protein transport. The record is from RefSeq and is a predicted model, not a curated record. Gene Ontology annotation, molecular function: small GTPase binding. NCBI's taxonomy places the organism in Eukaryota, Metazoa, Arthropoda, Insecta, Hymenoptera, Halictidae. The coding region runs from base 1 to 2268 and encodes 755 amino acids.